This is a messenger RNA of Linepithema humile (Argentine ant), 3112 nucleotides long. RefSeq names its product oxidative stress-induced growth inhibitor 1-like. The record is from RefSeq and is a predicted model, not a curated record. Lineage: Eukaryota; Metazoa; Arthropoda; Insecta; Hymenoptera; Formicidae.
GUGCACGCUUCAGUACGACGCCGACCGUCGCCGGGUGAAGUGUAGCGUGUCGUGAAGCGUGCUCCGAAAACCGGUCAAUCGACGAUAUUCACACAUUCAAUUGACAUCGACAUACCGGGAAGAAAAAUCGACAGACAGCAUAAAUCAGCAAAUUUUUUGGAAAGAAAAAAACAAGUGCUCGAACAGACCGACGAGUGAACCGCGGUAAAUCUGUCUACACGGACAUCGGAUAAAGAAACCAGAAACAAUGCCGGACACAUUCAAGUCCGACGACAACGACGUAAUUUAUAAAGAUGUUGUCAUCAUAGGAAACGGGCCCAGUGGAAUAUGCUUGUCAUAUAUGCUCGCCGGGAACUGGCCUUACUACACCGGCGAGCCUCAUCCCUGCGACGAGAUGCUGACGGCGCGAUUACGGUUCUACGCGACAAACACUGGCAGCGAGGAGUGCGGUGACACGCCGGACGACGCAAACAUCGAUGCGACCACCAACAACCGGCGUCACAAGUCGCAGUGUUCCAAAUCCGGCAGGACGCAGAAAGACGGAUUGGCGCAUAGUACGCGCAAAAAACUCGAAUGCCUGUCUUCCGGCAUCGAGGGUAGGGGCGGCGGUCGACCUUUAGCCUUGCUCAUGGACCAGUUGCAGCAUCCGUGCGUCGAUGCCGGCUUCGAUGUGGCCUCGCUUCUCAACUGGAAGUCCGCUGCCGAGCAUUCCGAGCACAGAAUCGUGGAGCACGUUGUUCUUGGCAAGGGCCAGCCUGGCGGCGCCUGGCAGUCCAUGGACCCCAAUGUGCUGACUCUCAGUUUGAGCCGAUGGAUGUCCCUUCCCGACUUGGAUCUGAGGCAGUGGAAAAAACUCGUCGAGGCCGAACGAUUGCAAAAGUCAGUUAUAACGGCGAAGAGCGAUAUGUAUAUGCCAGGAAAACUAAGUGUUUGUAAGGCGUCCAGCCGAGUGUCCGUAGGUGUCGUAGCUGCUUAUUACAAAGAUUACGUGCGCAGGAAAGGCUUGAAGCAAUACUUCCGAAGCGGGACCACAGUUACUUCGGUAAGAUCGGACACGAAAUCAUCCGACAGUAAAAGAGGGUACAAAUGGAUCGUGGACGGAUAUGAGAACAGAAGCGGAAAGCGAUUUCGGUAUCGGUGUAAAAAGGCGGUCCUCGCAACCGGCACAACCGAUCUGUCGAAUCACCUAGGCAUUCCAGGGGAGAACACACACCCCAACUGGGUAACGCACGAUCUCAACGAUCUGGAAACUCAAUUGGAACAUUUGGCCAAAGAACGUGGCAAAAGUUCCGAUAAACAAACGCAACCUGUGUUGGUGAUCGGCGCUGGUCUGAGCGCAGCUGACGCGAUUAUGGCCGCGCGUUUCCGCGGUAUACCCGUGCUUCACGCAUUCCGCAAUUCGUCGAGUGAGUGGGGCAAGGAGAGCACCGAGAAGAUAACUACCAGUUACGAUCGAUUGCAAUCGUUGCCGAGUUCCAUAUAUCCAGAAUACCACAAGGUGUACGAGAUGAUGGCUGACGGAGGUACAAAUUAUCCUUUGUAUAAGUCACUGCCGGGAUACACGCUCGUCAGUCUUGGCGGGGAUUGCAAGGAUGAAAACAUGAAUACAGGAAGAUUAGUCAUUCUUUCUGCUCCCGACGGUCAGCUGCACACGUUUGAAGUGUCGUUUGCGGCUAUUCUCAUCGGAUACAAAGCAGACCUAUCGUAUUUAGAAGGCGGCGGUGUGGGACUAGGUAAACUCGCGGACAAGCCGAUCGACAGCAAAUCAAAUCCGAUCGAAAUCGACAAUUUUACGUAUGAGGUAACUAAGGCACCAAUGAAGGGACUUUACGCAUUGGGGCCUCUAGUAGGUGACAACUUUGUCCGCUUCGUUCUGGGUGGUGCGUUUGGGAUUCUAGCGCACAUCCUGUGUACCACGAAUACUGAGAGAUCUGAUAGCUAUCCUCGCGAACCGAUCGUGUCUUAGCAAAAGUUGUUUUAUAUAUCGAUGUAUUAACAAUGGAAUCGUGUGGCUUCUACUGCUCAAUUUGUGUGAAUAGAAAGAUUACUGCUUAAUUCUUAAUAUUUACAGAGGAUCCACUCGGUAAAUCUGUUUGUAUAUAUUGUUGAAAUUAUUUUUAUAUUGCUUUCUAUAUAUAAACCUUCGCUAGACAGCCAGUUUUAAAUGUAUAUUACUAAUUGUUUUAUCGAAAUAUUUUCUAUCUUUUAAUGAAGGUUAAAGGCGAAGGAAUUGUUACUUAUCAUGUUUACUUAUGAAGUAGUAAUAGUAUACACAAUGUGUGGAAGAAGAUGAUAAUUCAAAUGCUACUUAGAUCUAUUUUAGAUCUGUUCGCGCUUAUUAACAUUCCAUUUGAUUAGGAGGAUAGUAGCUAUGAUUUACAUAAUUUACCAUCUAAAAUCGAUAAUUGUGUCACUGAUAAAUAUCCUUUGUACAAAUGUCCUCCUUGUAGAGUGUAUAUAUAAACUGGUGGAAAUUAGUUUAUAUCGUAAAUGAGAUUGUACCAUAAAGAAACGAGCAACACAACGAAACUCUUGAUAUUAUUCAAUAUGUACAAUAAGGAUUGAUUUAUAUUUACUUUUUUUUAAAUGUUUUUUUAACGCGUAUUUAUUUAUAUACAAAUUAGAAAUGGUUUUAAUUGUUUUUUUUUGGGAUUCUAUAUUCAUGUAUUCCAAUCAAUGGCCGAACAAUUGUGCUAAUCUAAACGCACAAGCAUUUUGUUAUUUUAAUUAUUUUUUUUAUUAUUUUUAUUAUUGUUUUUUAAUAAUCUGUAAAAGUAAAAAAAUAUAAAGUAAAUUAUCAUGGUUAGUUUUUAAAUAGCAGUGUCUUUAAUCCGCCAUAAUAUACCUCUACAUCUCUUAUUAAUAAACUGUGAUUAUUUUAGCAAAAUAGCCCAGUAACUCUCUGUUAUUAACAUAAGAUAUACAUCGAUAAUAUACCUUUUUAGUACAAAACCAUUAUAAAUUUAUUCUACUUAAUGACGUUUAUCUAUACUUAAUUUACAAGCAGCGCACCUUAAUGUUUAUAGUUUGUGCGUUUUCAGGCAGUGCAUAAAUAUAUAUAAUUAUAUGUUGAUUGAUUUUAAAAGAAAAAUUAGAAAAAAAAGAAAUGUAC